AUGAAUGACAUCAAGACUAACCGAGAACUAUACCAGCAAUACACCGCCAUGGACCCCAAGGUGCUGGCCCGCAUCUCCAGGCUGCUCAUCGUCUGCCAGGGUGCAGGCAUUUCUGUACCCAAGGGCAUCAGAAACAUCUUUGAGUUUACUUGGGAGGAGCUGAUCACUGACCCCAUGAUCCCUACCCCUUCUGAGAUCCUGGGCCUGGAGAUCAGCAUUGGAGCCCCGCCCGUGGUGCUUAUGGAACCGGCCCCUGUGCAGGCGCCUGUCCAGAACAAGCCACCUCCGCCAGUGCUACCACUGCCGAUGCUGCCCGCUUCCACUGGGCCGGCCAAAUUCUCCACACACACUCCUACCCACGGCCAACGGCCAUCCAGCCAGGAGACCCUGCACAGGUUCCAGAGGCAGUCUAUCCACCUAUUGACCGAGCUCCUCACCCUGAAGAUGAAGGCCACGCUGGAGUCCAUGUCCAAUUCUUCCACAAACAUCCCAGCCAUGGGAGUGAACUCACCUUACCAGCUUGUCUACGAGUCCUCUACUGGCUGUCUGAGCUUUUCCCUCUCAACCGGAAGGGAAGUCAAGAAAAAACAGGGGAAACAAAGAACCACUGAAGAAGUAGUCUUGACAUCCCCACAACGAGGAGCGGGAACCUCUGCCUCUGAGGUUAUCGAGUUCAGCGACCCCUGCCCUGACGCCCGGGAGAAGCUGCAGGAGAUGUGUCGCCUUGUAGAAGCCGAAAGGGUCUCGUGGAAAGGGAGGAAUAUCUUCUACCUGAUCUUACGCAACUACAGGGCAAAGAUGCCCCCUCAUCUAAUGUCUACCCCCAAAGGGGAUGCUCAGAUCCCAAGCUCCCACCAUCCGCACCCUCCAGGUGCUCAGACUUCCACUCCCACCCCUCACCAACCUCCUGCCCAUCAUCUUCACUUGGACCGGCAUUCUCAGGAAUGGAAGGCACCCAAGAAGGCCAUCAAGUUGCAUUACACCUUCUAUGAUGGGUCGUUCUUCGUUUACUAUCCCUCUGGACACAUCGCCGUGUGUCAGAUCCCCAUGUGCUGCAGAGGGAGAGCCAUCACCUGCCUCUUUAAUGACACACCCAGCUUCUCCUUCCUGGCCGUGUUCAAUGCUGAAGGCCAGGGCUGCAUUCACUACAACCUGAAGGCCUGCUGCCCAUACGUCUUGGUGUUGGAUGAAGAAGGUGGGACCGCCAACGACUACAACGGCUAUGUAGUCCACAAGUGGAGCUGGACCUCCAAGACAGAGACUUUGCUCUCUCUGGAAUACAAGGUGAAUGAGCAAAUGAAGCUGAUGGUGCUAGGACAGGAUUCUAUCAUGGCCACCUUUACCUCCCUGAAUGAGACAGUAACACUCCCCAUAUCGGCCAACAGCUGUCCACAUGUGACAUCGCACAAUAAACGGAUGACCCGCAGAAUCAGCAGCAUGGAUGAAAAGAUGUCUAAGAUGAGUCGGGCCCUGGUAGAGAUCAAGAGGCGGUUUCAGAAGACAGCGUCCCAGUUCAUGAACUCCGUCCUGCUGGCGGCAGGCUUGUUCACUGUAGAAUAUCCGGUAAAGGAAGAGGCAGAAAUCAUUCGGACCAGAUUAAGGUCCGGGCCCUAUCCUGAGCACGCCACCAAGCUGAGUUUAUACUCAGGAGAAAUCCUUUUAUUACGAUCUCAGUCAGCCCGACCCGAAUCCUCAAUUGGAGAGUCUUCGAAGGAGGAGCCUGUGUUGGCUCCUGUGAGCACCACUCGGAAGAAACCCAUCAAGGUCCAGGCCAAGGCCACAGUCACACCCAGGGGCUCCCCUGAGCUGGAGAGGAUCAGGCUCCAGCCUGUAGCCCCCCUGCCAGAAGGCAGCUAG
Globicephala melas (long-finned pilot whale) is the source of this 1857-nucleotide messenger RNA. RefSeq names its product chromosome 11 C3orf20 homolog (gene FAM194C). NCBI's taxonomy places the organism in Eukaryota, Metazoa, Chordata, Mammalia, Artiodactyla, Delphinidae. The record is from RefSeq and is a predicted model, not a curated record.